Molecule: messenger RNA, 5330 nt
Organism: Coregonus sp. 'balchen'
Lineage: Eukaryota; Metazoa; Chordata; Actinopteri; Salmoniformes; Salmonidae
Source: the annotation of a GenBank genome assembly
AUGUGUGCCGUGUGUUACAGGAGAUGGGUCCUGUCCAAGGCUGUGAAAGAGACAAAUGCUGAGGCUCUCAAAUACGAUGGUAGGUAGACUACACUGUGACAGUAUGAUGGUAGGUAGACUGACAGUAUGAUGGUAGGUAGACUGACAGUACGAUGGUAGGUAGACUGACAGUACUGACAGUUUGAUGGUAGGUAGACUGACAGUAUAAUGGUAGGUAGACUGACAGUACUGACAGUUUGAUGGUAUAGGCAGGUACAGGUGUAUGAAGCACGUAUGACCAGGAGCUGUCACUGAGGUUAGGGGUUAUAUUUCACGGGUUAAAGGUCAUUACAUUUACAUUUUAGUCAUUUAGCAGACGCUCUUAUCCAGAGCCACUUACAGUUAGUGAGUGCAUACAUUUAUUUUUAUUUUUUUCAUACUGUGCGUUUUCCUCCAGGUCAGUGGGCAUUAGAGGAGCCAGAGUUUAGGGUUUAGGGUUAGGGUCAGGGGUUAAAGGUAAUGUUGUGUGUUUCCUCCAGGCCAGUGGGUGUUGGAGGAGCCAGAGGCUGCAAUGUAUCCUGGGAACAGAGCACUGGUGAUGAAGUCAUCAGGACGACACCACGCCAUCGCUGCUUACCUUCACAGACCCUUCACCUUCAUGCACACACCGCUCUGCCUGCAGUGAGUACACACACAUACACACGCCCACACAUCAGUUGAGCCUUUAUCAAACUACUUACUACUGUGUGUGUGUGUGUGUGUACAGGUAUGAGGUGAAGUUCGGGAGAGAUGUAGAGUGCAGUGGAGCCUACAUCAAACUGCUGACUCAGACCCAUCAGCUACGACUGGUGAGUCAACCUAACGACUGGUGAGUCAACCUAACGACUGGUGAGUUAACCUAACGACUGGUGAGUCACCCUAACGACUGGUGAGUUAACCUAACGACUGGUGAGUCACCCUAAUGACUGGUGAGUCAACCUAAUGACUGGUGAGUCACCCUAACGACUGGUGAGUCACCCUAACGACUGGUGAGUCACCCUAAUGACUGGUGAGUCACCCUAACGACUGGUGAGUCAACCUAACGACUGGUGAGUCACCCUAACGACUGGUGAGUUAACCUAACGACUGGUGAGUCACCCUUAUGACUGGUGAGUCAACCUAACGACUGGUGAGUCACCCUAACGACUGGUGAGUCACCCUAACGACUGGUGAGUCACCCUAACGACUGGUGAGUCACCCUAACGACUGGUGAGUCAACCUAACGACUGGUGAGUCACCCUAACGACUGGUGAGUCAACCUAACGACUGGUGAGUUAACCUAACGACUGGUGAGUCACCCUUAUGACUGGUGAGUCAACCUAACGACUGGUGAGUCAACCUAACGACUGGUGAGUCACCCUAACGACUGGUGAGUCAACCUAACGACUGGUGAGUCAACCUAACCUAACGACUGGUGAGUCAACCUAAUGACUGGUGAGUCAACCUAACGACUGGUGAGUCACCCUAAUGACUGGUGAGUCAACGUAACGACUGGUGAGUCACCCUAACGACUGGUGAGUUAACCUAACGACUGGUGAGUCACCCUUAUGACUGGUGAGUCAACCUAACGACUGGUGAGUUCCCCUAACGACUGGUGAGUCACCCUAACGACUGGUGAGUCACCCUAACGACUGGUGAGUUAACCUAACGACUGGUGAGUCACCCUAACGACUGGUGAGUCACCCUAACGACUGGUGAGUCAACCUAACGACUGGUGAGUUAACCUAACGACUGGUGAGUCACCCUAACGACUGGUGAGUCAACCUAACGACUGGUGAGUCACCCUAACGACUGGUGAGUCACCCUAACGACUGGUGAGUCAACCUAAUGACUGGUGAGUUAACCUAACGACUGGUGAGUCACCCUAACGACUGGUGAGUCACCCUAAUGACUGGUGAGUCACCCUAACGACUGGUGAGUCACCCUAACGACUGGUGAGUCAACCUAACGACUGGUGAGUCACCCUAACGACUGGUGAGUCAACCUAACGACUGGUGAGUCACCCUAACGACUGGUGAGUCACCCUAACGACUGGUGAGUCAACCUAACGACUGGUGAGUCACCCUAACGACUGGUGAGUUAACCUAACGACUGGUGAGUCACCCUAACGACUGGUGAGUCACCCUAACGACUGGUGAGUCACCCUAACGACUGGUGAGUCAACCUAAUGACUGGUGAGUCAACCUAACCUAACGACUGGUGAGUCAACCUAACGACUGGUGAGUCACCCUAACGACUGGUGAGUCAACCUAACGACUGGUGAGUCAACCUAACCUAACGACUGGUGAGUCAACCUAACGACUGGUGAGUCACCCUAACGACUGGUGAGUCACCCUAACGACUGGUGAGUCAACCUAACGACUGGUGAGUCAACCUAACGACUGGUGAGUCAACCUAACCUAACGACUGGUGAGUCAACCUAACGACUGGUGAGUCAACCUAACCUAACGACUGGUGAGUCAACCUAACGACUGGUGAGUCAUCCUAACGACUGGUGAGUCAACCUAACGACUGGUGAGUCAACCUAACGACUGGUGAGUCAACCUAACCUAACGACUGGUGAGUCAACCUAACGACUGGUGAGUCAACCUAACUGCUACAACUCAACAUCUACCUCUAGCUAUAAUGAUGCUUGUUGUUCUGUUGUUGUAUUGUAUAGAGGCAGUUGUAUGAUGUCGUGUUUGUGCAUGUGUCAAAGUGCGUUUGUAUAUCUGUGUGUGUGUGUGUGUGUGUGUGUGUGUGUGUGUGUAGAGCCAGUUCAGUGAGGCCACUCCGUACUCGGUGAUGUUUGGUCCUGAUAAGUGCGGCACCAGCCACCGCCUCCAUCUCAUCGUCAGGGUAACGGACUCUAGCAACGGCCGUAACCAGGAGAUACACGCCCCCCAACCCGCCGAUGACCUGACAGUGUACUUCACCGACCGACAACCACACCUCUACACACUACGUUAGUAUGCAGCCUAACCGCUAAACCAUACCUCUACGUUAGUAUGCACCCUAACCACUAAACCCUACCUCUACGUUAGUAUGCACCCUAACCACUAAACCCUACCUCUACGUUAGUAUGCACCCUAACCACUAAACCCUACCUCUACGUUAGUAUGCACCCUAACCACUAAACCCUACCUCUACGUUAGUAUGCACCCUAACCACUAAACCCUACCUCUACGUUAGUAUGCACCCUAACCACUAAACCCUACCUCUACGUUAGUAUGCACCCUAACCACUAAACCCAACCUCUACGUUAGUAUGCACCCUAACCACUAAACCCAACCUCUACGUUAGUAUGCACCCUAACAACUAAACCCUACCUCUACGUUAGUAUGCACCCUAACCACUAAACCUCACAUCUGUGUGUGUGUGUGUUUGUAGAAUUGUAUCUAGACAGCAGGUAUGAGAUUUUCAUUGACCAAUCGCUGAUCAGUCAAGGCCGCCUGCUGACAGACGAGGUCCAGUACACAGAAUCCUCUGACAGCCAACCAGAGUCCCCGGUGUCUGGGUUAGGGGCGGGGUCAGUCGGGGCGCUGGGUCUGGAACUGUGGUCAUUGUCGGGGGAAGUGAUGUUUGACAACUUCCUGUUGACUGAUGACCUGGAGCUGGCUGAGAGAUGGACACAGGACACCUGGGGCCGGAAACAAGUACGUCUCUCUGUCUGUUUCACUCCCCCACUCUCUCUCUCAAUAUGUACGUCUCUCUUUGUGAUACUCCACUCAAAAAUAACCGUGUGCAUGUCUGUGUGUGUGCGGUGUGUGUGCGGUGUGUGUGUGUGGUGUGGUGUGUGUGGUGUGUGUGUGUGGUGUGUGUCCGUGCGGUGUGUGUGUGGUGUGUGUGUGUGGUGUGUGUGUGGUGUGUGGUGUGUUGUGUGGUGUGUGUGUGUGUUGUGGUGUGUGGUGUGUGUGUGUGUAUGUAUGUAUGUGAAUGUGUGUGUGUGUGGUGUGUGUGUGUGUGUGUGUGGUGUGUGUGUGUGAAUGUGUGUGUGUGUGUGGUGUGGUGGUGUGGUGUGUGGGUGUGUUGGUGUGUGUGUGUGUGUGUGGUGUGUGGAUGGUGUGUGUGUGUGGUGUGUGUGUGUGUGGUGUGUGUGUGUGUGUGUGUGUGUGGUGUGUGGUGUGUGGUGUGUGUGUGUGUGGUGUGUGGUGUGUGUGGUGUGUGUGUGUGUGUGUGUGUGUGUGUGUGUGUGGUGUGUGGUGUGUGGUGUGUGUGUGUGUGGUGUGUGGUGUGUGGUGUGUGGUGUGUGUUCUCCCAGCCCGGCCUGUUGGAGCGACUCCUGAUAGCGACUAACUCUCGUCCCUGGCUCUGGGGGGUCUACGUCUUCACCGUGGGAUUACCCAUCAUCCUCUUCAUCAGCUACAUGUGGCCGGACAAGGUACACACACACACACACACACACACACGCACAGACACACACACACACAUACACUAAUCCAAUAGUAAUGUGUCUGUAUGUGUCAGAGGUUCGGCCCCCCUGACCAGGACUACUACUAUAAGAAGUCUGAUGAACCUCAGCCAGACAGACAACCAGACAGACAACCAGAGAGACAACCAGAGAGAGACCAGCCAGACAGACCAACCAGCCUCUCAGACUAUGGUGAGACACACAUGAACAUCCCAUCUCUGCAGGCACACACAGUACACGGUCAAGAUGUAAUAUAUGUCUGUGUAGGUGCGGUGAGCAGAGGGGGGGCCAGGCACGCACAGUACACGGUCAAGAUGUAAUAUAUGUCUGUGUAGGUGCGGUGAGCAGAGGGGGGGCCAGGCACACAGUACACGGUCAAGAUGUAAUGCAUGUCUGUGUAGGUGCGGUGAGCAGAGGGGGCGCCAGGAGGAGAGAGACUCAGAAGGUUCAGAGGAAGUCAGACCUGGAGGUUGAGGUGAAGAUACGACCUUUAACCUCUGACCUUUAUGUAUUAAAUGGCUUUCUACAGACAUUACUGAUGUCAUCUGUCUUUAUGUGUUUGUCUACAGAAUGAGUGACAAUUGACAAUCCCUGGCCAGCCUGAGGACUAACCACCCUAACCAGCCUGAGGACUAACCAACCUUAACCAGAUCUAGUCCCUAACCAGCCUGAGGACUAACCAACCUUAACCAGAUCUAGUCCCUAACCAGCCUGAGGACUAACCAACCCUAACCAGAUCUAGUCCCUGGCCAGCCUGAGGACUAACCAACCCUAACCAGCCUGAAGACUAACCAACCCUAACCAGAUCUAGUCCCUGGCCAGCCUGAGGACUAACCAACCCUAACCAGAUCUAGUCCCUGGCCAGCCUGAGGACUAACCAACCCUAACCAGCCUGAGGACUAACCAACCCUAACCAGCCUGA